This is a messenger RNA of Spodoptera litura, 1782 nucleotides long. Its product is annotated as luciferin 4-monooxygenase-like. Gene Ontology annotation, molecular function: CoA-ligase activity. The record is from RefSeq and is a predicted model, not a curated record. NCBI's taxonomy places the organism in Eukaryota, Metazoa, Arthropoda, Insecta, Lepidoptera, Noctuidae.
AUGAAACGUGCUCAGAUACUACAUUUUGUAUAAAUAACACCCAAAAACCUGGCGAGUAAGUAGUUGAACGCCAGUAGAACAAAAGAGGAUAAAUAAAUUGAAUUCAGAAAACGUAAUAAUCAAAAAUGGCGAUUGACUCGGUGCACUGGUACAUGGAGGAAGUGGGAGCUCGUGUCGUGGCGAAGACCGGGAUCCCUUCAGACAGAUAUCAUUUAGGAAAACUGAUACUGCACAGCCUGCAAGACGAUCCCGAAUUUAUUUUACAGAUUGAUGGAGCGACAGGAGAGUCAGAAACCUUCGGCUCAGCUUUAGACAGGAGCAUCCGAUGUGCUGUCUCCCUCACCAACAUGGGAAUACAGAAAGAUGAUGUUAUGGUGCUGAUGGGACCAAACCACUUGGACUUCUGUGUACCACAUAAUGCUGGGUUAUAUCUUGGGAUCAUGGUGGCAUCAAUCGAUGUGACCUUGGGAGUAAAUGAAUUAACUAAAUUGUUUGAAACCAACCAACCGAAAAUAAUUUUCUGUCAAAGUGAAAAGACAGGUGACAUUGAAGAAGCGCUGAGGACAUCAAAGGUGGAUGCUAUAGUUGUCACCUUCGAUGAAGAUAGUCACCAUACCACACUUGCUCAACUCCUCAAGGUGGAAGACCAGAAUGCAUUGAAGAACUUUAAGCCUACAGAUUUUGACCCAGAUGAGACGAUAGCUUAUCUGACCUCAACUAGUGGUACGACAGGAGUUCCAAAAACAGCUAUGCAGUCACAUAAGAAUCUAAGCAUUGGAAGCCGUUACAUAUGGAACCAAUUCUCCAAAUUUCCAACACCGACGAGAAUGGCGUUAAUGACAUCACCAGCUCAAUGGUUGUCAGCUGGAAUCCAUUACCUCUUCUCGGCAAUCUUGAAGUAUACUCGAUUGCAGACAUCAGCAACUGUCACCCCAGAACAUUUUGCUGAACUUGUCAACAAAUAUAAGCCAACCUUCCAAAUAAUCAGCCCCAACUUAAUGCUGACGAUGAUAACAAAGGCUAAUUGUGAUUUCACCUGCUUCGAGUUCAUAAUACUUGGAGGCAGUGCAGUAGCUCAAGAUGUUGUUGAUGAAGUUAAGAACAUCACACAAACUGACGACAUUUAUGGCAUGUAUGGCAUGAGCGAAGCGAGCGGAGUCGCUGUGCAGCAGGACAGAUGUACUCCACCAGGAUGUUAUGGGAAACCAAUUCAUGGAUUACAAAUGAAACUAGUGGAUCCCAAUACAAACGAAGUCAUAACAGAACCCAAUGUUCCUGGAGAAGCAUGGUUUAAAGGCCCCAGUAUAUUUAAAGGGUAUUACAAUAAUCCUGAAGUGACGAAAGCGACUAUAACAGAAGACGGCUGGCUGAAGUCUGGAGAUAUAUUUUAUAGAGAUGAAAACUGGAAUCUAUUCUUUGUAGGACGGCACAAGUUACUGCUGAAGUAUAGAAAUCAUCAGGUAUCUCCCGUAGAAGUCGAAGAGGUAAUCAUGAAGCACCCUGGAGUAUUUCACGUGGCAGUGACAGGUAUACCGGACAGGGAGUGCGGGGACCUGGUAGUGGCGUGUGUUGUACCCAAGCCUGGCUGCAGCCCUUCAGCGCAGGAGAUCAAAGACCUGGUUAAAGAAUCGCUGACAGACUCCAAGCAGUUGAGAGGAGGAGUGAUCUUCUUGAACGAGCUGCCAUUGACAAGCACAUCGAAGGUCAACAGACAAAUACUGAAAGAAUUAGUGCUAACCUUGCCAAGAGAAUAAGAUUUUUGUUAUAAUUAAAUAUCCUAUA